Molecule: messenger RNA, 5011 nt
Organism: Leptopilina boulardi
Lineage: Eukaryota; Metazoa; Arthropoda; Insecta; Hymenoptera; Figitidae
Gene: eIF5B
Product: eukaryotic translation initiation factor 5B
Exons: 16
Coding region: 162-4106 (1314 amino acids)
Molecular function (GO): GTPase activity; GTP binding; translation initiation factor activity
Source: RefSeq, a predicted model, not a curated record
AACUUCACGUUAUUCGAGAGAUCUGUGGAAGUGAAAACCGGAUGAUAUCCGUCAAUUUUACAGAGUGCGAAAUUUUGAUUCUCAUGUUGAAGAAUUUAACGAAUGUGGAAUAUUUUACGCGUAAAAAGUGGUGAAAUUAAUUAUCUAGUCGAUUGAGAAAAAUGGGAAAGGCAAAGAAAGGAAGACGUGCUGACAAGGACGAUGAAAUUGAAAGUGACGUUGAAGUAGAAGAACAGCAAAAUAAUGAACAGGCAAAAUCAAAAACGAAAGGCAAGGACAAGAAAAAGAAGAAAGGAGAUGAAUUCGAUGAUUUGGCUAAUGAGAUGAGUGAAUUAAAAGUUGAGAAAUCGAAACCGUCUAAAAAAGAGAAAAAAUCAAAGAAAGGAGGCGAUGAUUCCGAUGAUGAUAUGGAAAUAUUAACAAAAUCAAAAGGAAAAAAAUCGUCUUUGACUAUUGAAGAUGGAGAUUCUGAUUCAGAAACAGAAUCAUCGAAAGCUAAUUUAAAAAAUCGAAAAAAUCAAGCUCCAAAGAAAGGUUUUGCCGCUUUGUCCAUUGAUUCAGGAGAUGAUUCUGAUGAGGAUAAAUCGUUGAAAUCUAAAGCAAAAGGUAAAAAGGGUAAAAAAGAUGUGCACUAUGAUUCAGAUGAUGAUGAAAUGGAAGGACAAAAGCAAAAGGGCAAUAAAAAGAAUAAGAAAGGAAAAAAACAAAUUGAUUCAGAUGAUUCUGAUUUGGAUGUAAAGAAGACUAAAGGAAAAUCGAAAAAGGGCAAAAAGAAUGUUGAUUCUGAUUCUGAUGGAGAAGAAGAAUCUAUAAAGAGUAAAGCAGAGGAGAAAAAGGGUAAAACAAAAGGUAAAACGAAGGCAAAAAAAGCUUCAGAAUCCGAUGACGAUGAUUUUCCAAUUCAACCAAUUAAAUCGACAAAGGGAAAUAAAGCAAUGAAAGGAGGAUUUGCUCUUUUAAAUGUCGAGGGAGAUGAUGAUAAUGAUGAUGAUGAUGACAUUGAAGAAGAGCCAUAUGAAAGUGAAAAUGAAUCUGAAAAGAAGCCAAUUGUUGAAAAAAGUAAAAAUUCAAAGUCACAACAUGCUCAAGAACAGAAAAAAGGGAAGAAAGCAAAGAAAAAGCGAAACGAUAGUGAAGAGGAUAUUGAAAAAGUAUUGGCUGAAUUAGAAAUGGAAUACUCUGGUCAAAAGAAAGAAAGUGUCGAGACAGUGAAAGUGGAAGAAGAUGAAAAAAAGAAAAUCAAGGAAAAUGAACAAGAAAAGAAAAUUGAAAAAGAUGAAGGUAAUGAUGAAGACGAUCAAGAAGUUAGUACAGUAAAAUCAGCAGCUCAGAAAAAGAAGGAAAAAAAAGAGAGGGAAAGACUAAAGAAACAGGCUCAGAAAAAAGCGGAUGCUGUUAAGAAGAGCGAAGAGCCUAAAAAGUCUGAUAAACCCGAAGAGAAGGAAAUUGUAAAACCUGCGAAAUCGGGUGAAAAAAGUGACGCUGAGGGUGAAGUAGCAGAAGAAGAUGAUAAGAAGAAAAAGAAGAAAGGUGCGAAGGAAGAUCCAAAAGACAAAGGCAAAGGACCAGGAAAAAAGACAAUUUUAGCGAUGCAAGAAGCUUUGAAAAAGGCUAAAGAAGAUGAGGAACGUUUACAACGUGAAGAGGAGGAGAAAAUUCGUCAAGAGGAGCUUCGUGAGCAGGCGCGAUUAGAACAAAUUCGAUUAGAGCAAGAAAGAAAAGAUAAGAAAAAAUUAAAAGAGAAACAAAGAAAAGAGAGACUUAAAGCUGAGGGUAAAUUUUUGACGCCUAAACAAAAACAGGCACAACAAAGAGCGCAGGCAAUGCUUGAGGCAUUGAGAGCACAGGGUAAAAUACCCGAUGCCACGGAGAAAAGGCCACCAAGACCAGGAACAAGAAUAAAACCAAGUAAAAUGAAAUCACAAAUUAGUAUCGAGGAAGCUGAUGAGAAGAAAGAUGAUGAAAAUUCAACUGAGGUACAAGUGGAAAUAGUUGAUCAACAACCAAAAGUCGAAGAAAUUAAGAAAGAAGAUGAAGUCAAAGAUUCUUGGGACGCUGAUUCAAGUGAUGAAGCCGAAGAAGAUAAAUCUGAGGAGGAUCCAAAGUCAAUUGAAAAAGGAACUUCCAAGGAAGAGACACCAGCGAAGGAAUCUUCUGAUAGUGAAUCGGAAACGAAUAGUGAAUCGGGUUCGGAUUCCGAGGAGGAGAGUGAAGACGAUAGUAGUCAAGAGGACAAAAUGACAGACGCAGAACGUAAAAAAGAACGUGCUCGAUUAAGAAUAGAAACACGAAGAAUUGAAGCUGAAAAGAAGAAGAAUUUGGAUGAUUUAAGAGCGGCUGUUGUAUGCGUUUUAGGACAUGUUGAUACGGGAAAAACGAAAAUUCUCGAUAAACUUAGAAGAACAAAUGUCCAAGAUGGUGAAGCUGGUGGAAUAACACAGCAAAUUGGAGCAACGAAUGUACCAAUUGAUGCAAUUCAAGAUUCCACGAAACAUGUGAAAGGAUUUGCAGAUAAGAAAAUAAAAAUCCCAGGCCUCUUAAUUAUUGAUACUCCUGGCCACGAGUCUUUUAGCAAUUUGAGAAAUCGUGGUUCAUCUCUUUGUGAUAUUGCCGUUUUAGUUGUUGAUAUUAUGCAUGGAUUAGAGCCACAAACAAUAGAGAGUAUAAAUCUUUUGAAAACAAAGAAAUGUCCCUUUGUUGUUGCUCUUAAUAAGAUUGAUAGGCUUUACGAUUGGAAUACAAUGAAUCGAAAAGAUGUACAGGACAUCAUUAAAGCACAAUCAAUAAAUACUCAAAGGGAAUUUGAAAAACGUUACAAAGAUGUAAUUGUUCAAUUUGCUGAGCAGGGCUUAAAUGCAGCUCUAUUUUAUGAGAAUCCGGAUCCCAGGAGUUAUGUCUCUUUGGUUCCAACAAGUGCCAUAACAGGAGAGGGAAUGGGAAAUCUUUUGGCAUUGCUCGUUGACGCAUGUCAAGGUCCUUUGGCAAAGAGAUUGAUGUACAGUGAAGAAUUGCAAGCAACUGUUUUGGAAGUUAAAGCUCUUCCUGGACUUGGAACGACAAUAGAUUGUAUUCUAGUCAAUGGACUGUUGAGAGAAGGCGACACCAUGAUUGUCGCUGGAACGGAUGGACCGAUUGUUACGCAAAUUCGUUCCCUUCUCAUGCCACAGCCACUGAAGGAAUUGAGAGUCAAAAAUGCGUACCAAGAGUAUCGAGAAAUUAAAGCUGCUCAAGGUGUGAAAAUUGCUGCUAAAGAUCUCGAGAAAGCAAUUGCGGGAUUGAAUCUUCUGGUGGCUCAAAAACCAGACGAAGUUGAUGUUCUUCGAGAUGAAAUUGCUCAGGAGUUGACCCACGUUCUUGGAAACAUAAAACUUGCUGAGCGAGGUGUUUUCGUUCAGGCUUCAACUCUAGGCGCUUUGGAGGCACUUUUGGAUUUCUUAAAAAGCAGCAAAAUACCGUACGCUGGAAUUCGUAUUGGACCUGUCGUCAAGAAAGAUGUGAUGAAGGCGUCGAUUAUGUUGGAGCAUGAUAGCCAAUACGCGACAAUUUUGGCUUUUGAUGUGAAGAUAGAGAGAGACGCCCAGGAAUUAGCAGAUUCUAUUGGCGUGAAAAUAUUCCAAGCAGACAUCAUCUACCAUCUUUUCGACAAGUUUACCGCCUACAGGGAGGAGCUCAAGCAACGAAAACGUGAGGAACACAAACACAUUGCUGUCUUCCCUUGCAAAUUGAAAAUUUUGCCACAAUUUCUCUUCAAGACGAGAGAUCCAAUUGUUGCGGGAGUGAUGGUGGAAGCUGGGAUUCUUAAACCGGGAACUCCUGUUUGUGUACCCAGCAAAGAAUUCGUUGAUCUGGGAGUGGUGACGAGUGUUGAGAUCAAUCACAAGCCUGUUGAAUUUGCCAGAAAGGGACAAGAAGUUUGCAUUAAAAUUGAACCCGUACCUGGUGAGGCGCCAAAAAUGUUUGGUCGACAUUUCGAUGAAAAAGACAUGAUCAUCAGUAAGAUAAGCAGACAAAGUAUAGAUGCCUGUAAAGAUUACUUUAGAGAAGAUCUCGUCAAGACUGACUGGCAAUUGAUGGUAGAACUUAAGAAACUCUUCCAGAUUCUCUAAGAAGACUUGAAUCAAUAGAAUUUUUAAAUGCUGAACUAAAAAAAAGCAAAGAAAAAAAAGAAUCUGAAUCGAGUGUCACCAUCGGUGCUUUUUCCCAUCAUAAUUUGUCCACAUAAAAUGAAAUACGCCAAUUAUGGCUGAUAUAUAUAUCCUUCCAUAUUAAUCUUUUAUGCCUUUUAAUUUUUCUCUAUUCGGCUUUUUGACUUAAUACACCAAUAUUAUUAUUUUUUUUUCACAAAAAAAAAAAUAAUCAUCACAAAAACUUGAAUUUAUAUUUUAAUGCAAAAUAUUUUACUGUGGAAGAAUUUCGAAUUUUCUUAAAAAAUAGAUUCUCUGGAAAAUCUUCCCAUAUUUUUUUUUUUUUUUGAAUUUUAAUAAAAAAUAUUUGCGCGCAAAGCUGCAUCGAAGCAAUAUAUAAAAUAUUAUUUGUAACAUAGAAAAAGUCACUUGCUGUGAAAAUUAAUUUAAAAAAAAAAAGAAAUUUUUUUUGUAAAAAAUAAUUGCAAGUUGGCUUUUUUUUUUAUUUUUCUUUUUCCAGAGAACAGCGAGAGUACUAGGUAGAUAGGUUAGAUUAGAUAGGUGUAACAUAUUAAAAAAAAAAUAUAUAUAUAUAUAAUUAAAUAAAAGGGAUGGAACGACGAAUUAUUUCACAAUUUUAAUAUUGCAACAUUAUUUAUUUGUUUGCAAUUCUUAUGUACUUCAAUCAACGAUGAUAUUUGAUAUUAGGAUUUUUUGCACAGAAAUUAUAUUAAGGCGCCUAGAACUCUCGUGAAUACUGAUAAUAUAAAAAACAAAAAUGCGAGAGUUUUUUUUCUUUUUUUUUUUUUUAAAAAAAAAGGACAUUUUCCUUCUCGUUAAAAUCGAUAAUGUCAUUUUACAUAAAAUAAACAAGGAGGGAAUCUCGA